Messenger RNA from Striga hermonthica, 1032 nucleotides. NCBI's taxonomy places the organism in Eukaryota, Viridiplantae, Streptophyta, Magnoliopsida, Lamiales, Orobanchaceae. The record is from the annotation of a GenBank genome assembly.
AUGCCACUCGAUCUGCGCCUCCUAACCACCACCCUCCUCCUUCUUCUACUUCUCCCAACACCGCUGCCUUCCGCCACAGUACAACCCCGGACGCCGUCCUUCCGCGAGGCGCCGGCUUUUCGCAACGCCGACUCCUGCCCGGCGCCGGCAGACCCGUCCGCAUCCGUUCACAUCGCGAUGGCCCUCGACUACUCAACUCCCUAUCUCCGCGGCUCUGUGGCAGCCGUACUCUCCGUCCUCCGCCACUCCGCCUGCCCGGAGAACACCGCCUUCCACUUUCUCGCCGACCCCGCCCAACACCCCGCCCUUCGCGCCACCCUCGCCGCCGCCUUCCCCUACCUCCGCCUCCGCCUCUAUUCCUUCGAGCCCGCCAUCGUCCGCCCCCUCAUCUCCUCCUCCGUCCGCCGCGCUCUCGACCAGCCCCUCAACUACGCCCGAAUCUACCUCGCCGACCUCCUCCCCACCUCCGUCCGCCGUGUCGUCUACCUCGACUCUGACCUCAUCGUGGUGGACGACAUCGCUGCCCUAUGGCGGACCAACCUCCGGUCUGCCGUCCUGGGUGCCCCGGAGUACUGCCACGCCAACUUCACCCUCUACUUCACGUCCAGGUUCUGGUCCAAUCCCGUGUUCGCCGGCGCAUUCAGAGACCGACGCCCCUGCUACUUCAACACCGGCGUGAUGGUGAUAGAUCUGGAGAAAUGGCGCGCCAACAGGCUGACCCAGAAGCUGGAGCACUGGAUGCGGGUGCAGAAACGGCACCGUAUAUACAAUCUGGGGUCGUUGCCGCCGUUCCUGCUUGUGUUCGCCGGAGACGUUGAGGCUGUGGAGCACCGGUGGAACCAGCACGGGCUGGGAGGGGAUAACGUGGAGGGGCAGUGUAGGGAUUUGCACCCUGGUCUAGUGAGCCUGCUGCACUGGAGCGGGAAGGGGAAGCCCUGGCUGAGGCUCGACGCUAAUAGGCCUUGUACCUUGGAUCACCUCUGGGCGCCCUAUGAUUUGUACAGGCACGAGCCACUUUUUGCGGACAGCUGA